Effrenium voratum is the source of this 1450-nucleotide messenger RNA. The record is from the annotation of a GenBank genome assembly. NCBI's taxonomy places the organism in Eukaryota, Dinophyceae, Suessiales, Symbiodiniaceae.
GGUGAACAUUAACCUUUGUACCAGGCUCUCUUGCGAGGGGCACUCGUUGUUUGUGCCACGGCGCAAUGGCACGAUCUAGUGGUCUGGUGCUGCUUCUGGCAGCAUGGCCCUUGGCAUUUGUGAACCUGGGCACUGGAAGUCGUAAAAGUUGGCUUCCCCGACGGGCGAAGCCUGAGAAGCAGCCGCACCACGGAAAUGUGGAUGGGAAUUUCUAUGUGGACCACACCUGCAUCGAUUGCGACACGUGCCGCUGGAUGGCACCCCAAACCUUCGGCCGCACCGCUCGGUCUGGCCCCGGCCAGUCCGUAGUUCACCAGCAGCCCAGUGACACCCAAGAAGUUGACCGAGCGCUGGAAGCCAUGAUCUCGUGCCCUACUGGCAGCAUCCGCACAAGAGCUCCGGUUGCCAGAGCCAAGGAGGUGCUGGAUAGCUUCCCUUUGGCUGUGGAUGUCGAUGGUUUGCCGCACGUGUUUCACCUGGGCUAUCACAGCAAGAAGAGCUUCGGAGCAGCAAGCUACUUUGUGGCAGGCAGAGCAGGCGGUGCUUUGAACGUCAUGUUCGACUCCCCGCGUUUCUCGUCAAAGUUGGCAAGCUUGUUGGAAGAAGCUGGGGGGAUCGACUUCAUGGUACUGAGUCACAAGGAUGAUGUGGCGGAUCACAUCCAGUGGAAGAAGCGGUUUCCGGAGAUGCGGCGCGUGAUGCAUGUGGCAGAUGUGCGAGGGCCAGACGCUUGGCCCUACAUCGACAUGACGGAGAUUGAGGAGCAGUUAGCCGGACAAGGGCCUUGGUCACUUGCAGAUGGCCUGAGUGUCAUCCACACGCCAGGCCACAGCGAGGGCUCCAUCACGUUGCUCGCGGCGGAGGGUUUCACGGGGGGCGAGGGCGUCGCCUUCACGGGCGACCACCUGGCGCUCAACGGGCGCCUGGGCCGCCUGGACGGCUUCGCCCGCUACUCUGAGGACCACGACCUGCAGGCAGAUUCCAUGCUGAAGCUCGCUGACGAGGACUUUCUGUGGAUCCUCCCGGGCCACGGCCGGCGCGUGCACUUUGCCUCGGCCACCGAGCGCCGGCAGCGCCUGCAGAAGGCGGCGGAGGAGUACCGAGAGGACCCCAAGGGUGAGGGAGCUCCAGGGGCGCUCUUCAAGGUGCUUGAGGUAGCACCCCGCUGAGUGAGCGGAUGCUGCCUGUUCCAGAAAAUUGACGACGCCAGCCGUGCUGUUUUGGACAGUUCGUUGGAAGAUUGCAACGUUGUAUGCACAGACAGUUGAUCCCCCCCCCGUGUUGGAUUCUAUGAGCAUUGGCUUGUAGAGCUUAAUCCCUCGCCCGUGGCUUCUGACCAGGCAAGAAGACCUGGCAUUUUCCUGUACAGACGGGCUUCUGCGGAAGGGGGUGCCGGUGGAGAGGGCCAUAUCAGCAAACGUACAGGAAAACAAGCGUGCGCUGGAUCACC